This is a messenger RNA of Colletotrichum destructivum, 2159 nucleotides long. RefSeq names its product Putative S-adenosyl-L-methionine-dependent methyltransferase superfamily. Gene Ontology annotation, biological process: cellular response to biotic stimulus. NCBI's taxonomy places the organism in Eukaryota, Fungi, Ascomycota, Sordariomycetes, Glomerellales, Glomerellaceae. Bases 172 to 1713 code for a protein of 513 amino acids. The record is from RefSeq and is a predicted model, not a curated record. The transcript has 3 exons.
GUCCACACCUCCAAAACUCCAACGUAUGUCCCAUCUCCAACCAACCCCCGUGGGAAGACGCAACAGCAACAACAACAGCAACAACAACAGCAAUCGAGGAGCCGUGUGAAAUCGGAAAACUCGUGAGCUUUCUUUUUCUUUUGCCUUUCCAAGCAACCACCGUGUUCAAUCAUGGCCUCCGAGAAGCGCCCGCAGGGCGCCGAGCUCGAGAGUGAUAUCACCUUCAUUGCGACCCCUGCCGCCCAGCCCUCCAAGUUCGCGACGAACGAGGACUGCGGCGUCAAGACCACCAACUACCCUACUAUCAACAACCCUCCUCUCCCCGCCGAGGGCCCUGGCAAUGAGUCCUUCUCCAACUACCUCCUGGCAGCCGUCCUCUUGGGCGUCCCCCUGUGGAUCACGCGCAUCUUCGGCGGCGGCCUGAAGACCUUCAUCUUCUUCUUCGUCCUCCUCGUCGUCCCGCUGCUCGUCGGCUUCUGGACCGUCUCGACGAGGUUCGCGCCGCGCAUCAACGACAAGGCCAAGCUCCCCGGCCGCCCCGUCGAGCACUACAUCACCUUCAAGAACCAGGAGGACCGCCAGCGCUGGAGCGGCCGCAACAAGGUCCCCAUCCAGACCUUCGCCGAGUUGUACACCGAGGGCCUCGUCGACGUCAACGGCGACCUCCUCGACGCCCUCGAGUACCGCCACGACUGGUCCAACUUCGCCUUCACCUGGUCGCUCUUCUACUUCAUCUUCUUCGAGUUCGCUCCCGAUGUGCUUUUCCACUCGCGCCAGCAGGACGAGGACCAGAUUCGCCCCACCUACGACAAGGGCAACGACCACUACUCGUACUUCCUCGGCCCCCGCAUGGUCUACACCAGCGGUAUCUUCUCCGAUAUCACCCGCGAGGAGACGCUCGAGGAGAUGCAGGACAACAAGAUGGCCAUCGUCUGCGAGAAGCUCGGCCUCAAGGAGGGCGAGACCAUGCUCGACAUCGGCUGCGGAUGGGGUACCCUCGCCAAGUUCGCCAGCGUCAACUACGGCGCCCACGUCACCGGAGCCACCAUUGCCAGCAACCAGGCCGCCUGGGGCAACGACGCCCUGCGCCGCGCCGGCGUCCCCGAGUCCCAGAGCCGCAUCCUCUGCAUGGAUUACCGCGACAUCCCCACCAAGAAGUUCAACAAGAUUUCCCAGAUCGAGAUGGGCGAGCACGUCGGCAUCCGCAGACUCACCACCUUCUUCCGCCAGUGCUACGACAUGCUCGAGGACGACGGUGCCAUGUACGUCCAGCUCUCUGGUCUGCGCAAGGCUUGGCAGUACGAGGACUUCAUCUGGGGUCUGUACCUGAACAAGCACAUCUUCCCCGGUGCCGACGCCUCCACCCCGCUCGCCAACUACGUCGGCUGCCUCGAGAGUGCCGGCUGGGAGAUUAAGAGCAUCGACACCGUCGGCGUCCACUACUCCGGCACCCUCUGGCGCUGGUACCGUAACUGGCUCGGCAACUCCGAGACCGUUAACGCCAAGUACGGCCAAAAGUGGUACCGCAUCUGGGAGCUCUUCCUCGCCUGGUCCGUCAUCGCCUCCCGCCAGGGCAGCGCCACCUGCUUCCAGAUUGUCGUCGUCAAGAACCUCAACGCCACCCACCGCAUCGAGGGCGUCGCCUCCCAGUUCGGCCUCUCCGGCGCGCUCGCCGCCGCCAAGGCCGCUGGCAAGGCUGCCUUCCCCCGGUAAGCGCGGAACGGUCGCGUGGCCCUCCUUAACGGGAGGGCGGGGGAGAAGCGGGGAGUGUGAAAGAUGGUCAGCUGUAUGUGUCCAUGAAUGGAAUGAAUGACCCCUUCCCUUCCACGAGGACUUGUGGAGGACCCUUCUAUCUUGGUUCUUUCUGGUCGCUUAAUUCGGGGAGGGAAGGGAAUGGGCCUUUCACGUUUGUCAUAUUAUGAGGUCGGGGCUUCCGAAAAGUUUUGAUCGAUAUAAAAGGCUAUAGAGAAGAGCUUGGCAACGGAGGGAGACGUGUUCUCCGUGCCGCAUUGCUUAGAGUCCAGUUCAUCUCUGGAGAGUUAUAGAAUCAGGGGGGGGCGGGCGGAUGCGUUGGCACCAGUCGACGCAGUUGUUGGUGUCCAAUGAUGAAAGAGUUACACGUUGAUGCCAACAAGCUCCUGACGCGCAGAACCUCUGUG